ACGGAAGUACUUCUUUUUUUCGUUUGGCGUGCCUGCUUAGCCUGCUUGUUAGCCAUUGGAAACAUUCUUUGAUAAAAUGGCUGUGGAAUCGAGAGUUACCCAAGAAGAAAUCAAGAAAGAACCAGAAAAGCCAGUUGACAGAGAAAAGACUUGUCCCCUGCUACUACGGGUUUUCACCACCAACAAUGGCCGACACCACAGGAUGGACGAGUUCGCACGCGGGAACGUCCCGUCCAGUGAACUGCAGAUCUACACCUGGAUGGAUGCCACUCUGAAGGAGCUCACCAGCCUAGUGAAAGAAGUUUAUCCGGAAGCUCGGAAAAAAGGAACUCACUUUGGGUUUGCCAUCGUUUACCCCGACCCCAAACGACAAGGCUACAGGGUGAAGGACAUCGGAAACACCGUAUCGGGGCGGAAGGGGGCGGAUGAUUCCAUGACACUGCAGUCUCAGCGGUUCCAGAUCGGGGACUACCUGGACAUCGCCAUAACCCCGCCCAACAGAGCCCCGCCCCUCAUGGGCCGCAUGCGACCCUACUGACAGUCUCCCUAACACACACACACUCACACA
Molecule: messenger RNA, 568 nt
Organism: Anguilla anguilla (European eel)
Lineage: Eukaryota; Metazoa; Chordata; Actinopteri; Anguilliformes; Anguillidae
Product: histone deacetylase complex subunit SAP18
Exons: 4
Coding region: 77-538 (153 amino acids)
Biological process (GO): negative regulation of DNA-templated transcription
Cellular component (GO): nucleus
Molecular function (GO): transcription factor binding; transcription corepressor activity
Source: RefSeq, a predicted model, not a curated record